AUGCAGUCAGCUUUGACAGUAGUCCUGCUGAUUAUUCAUGGAGCACUGGCUCGUCAUCCAACUACCACCACAGAGCUACGCAGUUACAUAUGUCAGACGAACGAUUGUCGGUUGGAAUUCGAGGGAAGUCGCGACGAAUGGGUCGCCAUCAAUGAUAAUGGAUGUUAUUUGGAGUACGAGGCUGACCUCGAGGAAACCGUGGAGUUCUGUCCGUUGCAAUGUAACACAGCCACAUCUGCUGUCGUUAUUGAACAG
Molecule: messenger RNA, 255 nt
Organism: Ostertagia ostertagi
Lineage: Eukaryota; Metazoa; Nematoda; Chromadorea; Rhabditida; Trichostrongylidae
Source: the annotation of a GenBank genome assembly